CUUGAUUCAGAUUUUCGAGCGGUGAGCGGAUCGAGAGCAGCGCCAGCGCCGUCUUUAACCCUAAACAUCCACAGCUUUUCCUCCAGAGAUACUCCGGGAGAAACAUGGAGAGGAAAAGGUGGGAGUGCUCGGCUCUCCCAAAUGGUUGGAAAAGGGAAGAAGUGACCAGAAAGUCGGGCUUGUCCGCGGGGAAAAGUGAUGUCUAUUAUUUUAGUCCAACAGGGAAGAAGUUUCGGAGUAAACCACAGCUGGCCCGGUAUCUGGGGAACUCCAUGGAUCUCAGCUCCUUUGAUUUCCGCACGGGGAAGAUGAUUAUGAGCAAGCUGAAUAAGAACAGACAGCGGCUUCGGCACGAUCCCAGUCAGAGCAAGGGUAAACCGGAUCUGAACACGUCACUGCCGGUCCGACAGACAGCGUCUAUCUUCAAACAGCCUGUCACUAAGGUCACAAAUCAUCCUAGCAACAAGGUUAAGACGGACACUCAGAAAGCUGUCGAGCAGCCCAGACAGCUGUUCUGGGAGAAGAAGCUGAGUGGACUCAACACGUAUGAUAUCGCCGAGGAGCUGGUGAAGACCAUGGAUCUUCCUAAAGGAGUGCAAGGUGUGGGUCCGGGCUACACAGAUAAGACGCUGCUCUCGGCUCUAGCGAGCGCCCUGCACACCAGCUCGGCUCCCAUCACCGGUCAGCUGUCCUCCGCGGUGGAGAAGAACCCCGGGGUCUGGCUCAACACCACACAGCCUCUGUGCAAAGCCUUCAUGGUGACGGAUGAAGACAUCAGGAAGCAGGAGGAUCUGGUGUACAGCGUGAGGAAGAGACUGGAGGAAGCGCUCAUGGCAGACAUGCUCGCACACAUCGAGGAAGUCUCCACUGAGGCCAGAUCUCUGAAGGAAGAGUCCAGCGACGAGGAAACCCAGUCCGUUUAGCUGAAUGAGAUCGAUCUAGACCACGGUUUUCUUCCUCUUCAAACCCAAAGACUUGAGCUGAUCUCUAUGCAGAAACUCUCCUGCUGUGAAUCCUUGUUUUACUCUAACAUUUUAUACAACUAAACUCACUGUUUUGCUGGC
This is a messenger RNA of Carassius carassius (crucian carp), 1064 nucleotides long. RefSeq names its product methyl-CpG-binding domain protein 3-like. The coding region runs from base 105 to 923 and encodes 272 amino acids. Gene Ontology annotation, molecular function: DNA binding. NCBI's taxonomy places the organism in Eukaryota, Metazoa, Chordata, Actinopteri, Cypriniformes, Cyprinidae. The transcript has 7 exons. The record is from RefSeq and is a predicted model, not a curated record.